UCUGUCCCACGUUAACGUAGCGUAGAUACGUCAAGCUACGUUCUCUGUGUUAUGGGGGUACGUUGGUGGUUAUCUGACUAUCCAGAGAUAAAGUGAUCAGUGUAUAAGUUAUUGAAAGAAAGCAUUUGUUAUCGUCGGGUUGUGUGAUGGCUUUGCAGGGCUCUGAGGAAAUAGAGGAGCAACUCGCAGAAACGGAAGAUGUUGGAGACGAGGAUGUGAGCGUCUCUCCCGCGGAAGAAAUUACGCUGCCCGUCGGGUCUGAAGGAGAGGAAGACACCGACCCACUUCUCCUGCCGUGGGAUCGCUUCUCUGCCUGGCUACACUGCAUCUGUGUAGUUGGGUUCGAUCUGGAGCUCGGCCAGGCGGUGGAGGUCAUUUAUCCACACCAUUCCAAACUAUCAGAGAAGGAAAAAACAAGUAUAUGUUACUUAUCAUUCCCAGACUCGAACUCAGGUUGCCUAGGGGACACACAAUUCUGCUUCCGUUUCCGCCAGGCCUCAGGCAGGAAGUGCUCUCUGGGAUGUUUCCUGGACCAUUUCGACCGCGACGCUCCCGUCUGUCUCAAGAGGGACCCUGGCCAUUACUAUGGUUACGUGUACUUUCGACAGGUCAGGGACAAGUCACUGAAGAGAGGCUACUUUCAAAAGUCCCUGGUGUUGAUCAGCAAGCUGCCCUACGUCGCUUUCUUUCACUCCCUCCUGAAGCUCAUUGCUCCAGAAUAUUUUGAGAAGCAGGAGCCAUGUUUGGAGGCUGCCUGUAAUGACAUUGAUCGCUGGCCCACGCCUCACCCGGGAAAGAUUCUCUCACUACCUGUCAUGGGAACAGUCUUGAAGGUUCGGAUCCCAACAUGCUACGACAAGCCUGGAACCUCUCAGCUGGUGCAGUCAACGCAGAAUGACAACCUGGUGUCCAUAGUUCUACCCAGUAUCCACGAGGUAGACCUGUUCAGGUGUUUCCACCCUGUCUUCUUUCACAUUCAGAUGUUAUGGGAGCUGGUGUUGCUAGGGGAGGCUCUGGUUGUCAUGGCACCAUCACCAGCGGAGUCCUCCGAUACAGUUCUGGCAUUGGUCAGCUGCAUCUCCCCACUGCGGUACUGCAGUGACUUCCGACCAUAUUUCACCAUCCAUGACAGCGAGUUCAAGGAGUACACCACCAGAACCCAGGCCCCGCCGUCUGUGAUUCUUGGUGUGACCAACCCAUUUUUUGCCAAGACCCUCCAACACUGGCCUCACAUAAUUCGCAUCGGAGACAUGAAGCAGGCUGGCGAGACGGUGAAACAGAUGAAGGUGAAGAAACUCAAGAACCUGAAGACGCUGGACUCUAAGCCAGGGGUCUACAGUGCAUACAAGCCCUUCCUGAACAAGGACGAGGACAUCAUUAAGCAGUUACAGAAGGGUGUCCAGCAGAAACGUCCCUCCGCGGCCCAGAAUGCUAUCCUUCGACGAUACUUCCUGGAACUGACGCAGAGCUUCAUCAUUCCAUUGGAGCGUUAUGUGGCCAGCCUGAUGCCUCUGCAGAAAAGCAUCUGUCCUUGGAAGAGUCCUCCCCAGCUGAGACCUUUUCUGCAGGAGGACUUCAUGAAGACUCUGGAGAAGGCUGGUCCUCAGCUCACCUCCCGCCUCAAAGGAGACUGGAUUGGACUCUACAGACAGUUCCUGAGGUGUCCUAACUUUGACGGCUGGUACCGGAACCGCACAAGAGAGAUGAUGCAGAAACUAGAGGCUCUGCACCUGGAGGCGCUCUGUGAAGAGGAUCUCCAGGUACGUGUCCAGCAGCACACAGAGGUAGAGGCAGUGGACCUGGUCCUCAAACUCAAAGACAAGCUGACACAGGCGGAGAGAGACCAGCUUCCUCUGAGACCAGGGACGCUGACUAAGCUACAGGCACACAUCGACUCGGUUAUCCUGUCUUUACCUGAAGACCUCCAGGGCAUCCUGCACAAGCCGUCCACAACCUGACCUCUCAACCCCAGGGAGAGGAGGAAUUGCUGCUGGAGUCUCAGCAUUGAGCUGUGGAUUUUAACCAGAAAGACAUUUUUAAAAGUGCACUUUACCUUUUAAGAUCCGGGUGAUGUGCGUCUCCUCUCCAUGUGCAGUGCUGGCAUUGCCCAAAUCCACUUAUCAUUAUGCAACCAGUCAGAUGUAAGGGAACCCAAGCUGAGAUCUUCCUCCCAGACAGUAUGUCAGACAUGUCCCUGUGGCUUCUGAUGAUGCAGUCAGACAGGGGAAGGUCGGCAGGUUUUAGAAACAGGCUUAGUCCUUGUUUGUAGCCACCGUUCUGGGCGGGUCCGUUGUGCAGCUUUAAUAAGUCCCCAGAGUGGUCUUGGGCUGGAUGGUGUAGAGGUCUUCACUCCUCCAAAUAGUCAACACUAUAGCAUGUCAUCCAAGGGUCCUGGCUUACAUAUACACUGAAGAGGCAUAACGAGGUAUAGAUAAACAGGACUGUAUUUAUUGGUUCAGGAGACCUCAUUCAUUGGGCACAAAAUCAACUGACCCAAUAACAGACUAGCUGACUUUGUGUGUCUGAAAAAAAGGUUGUUGGCUUUCAUUUGCAAAACUUUUUGGGCCCAGUUCAGAAAGGCUGAGCUGUGUGUUUAGGGCAUUGUGCCCACUUAUUCUGAGAUUCCGGUUCAUGGUGUAUAAUGGCAGUUAAUUUAUCCUAUACACAUUUUAAAAACAUUGCUGGGCAUAUACCAUUCAAAUUUUUAAUUGGUCAUGUGGUGAACAAGUAAUUGAAAAGAUUAGCAAUAGCUUUUGUACAUGGUUGAAAUCUCUAUGGGAUGAAUGACCUUGGCCAUUCAUUUCCUGAACCAACGCAGGCUAGACAUUCGGAGCCCCCUACGUUCUGUCUCGAUACUGCCUGCCUCACUAAAAUAUUAACCAGGGUGCUCCUUGUUCUUGACCAGUAGUACAUGAUAUUUUACCAAUCUUAAUGAAAAGAACAUUACAGGGAAAGUGCUGUGUUUGCAUCUUAAACAGCAGCCCAUUCUGUGUGUGUACUCUAUAGGGGGCAUGGGGUACCAUUUGGGUUGCAUUCCUAAUUGAUAGUGUCCAGGACACUAUCAAUUGAUAUUUCUGUUAAGACCCACUACAACAGGAGACACGGUGCUACCAGUAUCUGUCCUGUUCUCUGUGUACAGCAGUACUCCUGACCCAGUCUGGUCCAGCAGUGGAUAUAGCGGUUCUGGUGAACGCCUUGACCCAUGCGUCGUUUCGCUGUUCCCUUUGCCUCGUCUCCAGCUCUCGUGUCUCACUGUCUCAAUGAAGACAAAACACUAAUACAAAAACGGACAUUUUUAACAGUCAGUAACACUCGGGAAAUGGGGUGACAUUUCAGACAAAGCCAGUUAUUGUCUCCACACCAAAAUAUUGAUACUGUAGGCCUAUGUAUGAAUGGAUGUUGAUACUGUAGGCCUAUAAUUAAAUGGAUGUUGAUACUGUAGGCCUAUAAUUAAAUGGAUGUUGAUACUGUAGGCCUAUAAUUAAAUGGAUGUUGAUACUGUAGGCCUAUAAUUAAAUGGAUGUUGAUACUGUAGGCCUAUAAUUAAAUGGAUGUUGAUACUGUAGGCCUAUAAUUAAAUGGAAGUUGAUACUGUAGGCCUAUGUAUAAAUGCUGUAAUUUUGGCUUCAUAACAGUGUGCCUUUACACCCUUAAGUACAAUUUCUCUGAGACAGGUUAGGCCUAUUCUUGUACUAACUAGCAUUUUCCAUGUAAAUUAACAUGUUUUAGUUGAGGACCUAAUCCAUGUCCAGGAAACCCCCCUCUUACCACGUUGCAUUUAAGCUGUUUUAAGAAAGGUUAGUUUUAAUUUUUAUGCUUGGAAUUGUACCCGUUUUUAAUUCCAUGUGUUGUGUUGCUCAACCACAAGAAGCACAUUAAGGACCCAACUGAUGGAAGGAUAGGGUAUAUCUUUAAAAGGGCUUCCUGCUGUGUUAGACAUUCAGAUGUGCUGAACAACAGUACUGCAGAGGUUAUUCUGUUAUCAAACAGGGAUGUUGAUGGCUUUUCAAAUGAAGGAAUACCUAUGGUUGUUCAUUGUGGAUUUUAAACUGAUCGAUUUGUUGAAUAUUUGUUACAGAACAUUUUAUUUUUCUUGAUCAGAUUUUAUCAUGGGACGUGCCUUAGGGAUGAAGAUUUAUGAACCAAAGACUGACUGAUUUAGGUUAGAUGUUGAACCGUCUGUGAAUUAGUACUUCGUAAAAUCCACAGAGGACUGCUAAUUCGUUAGCCUGACAUUCUGAUCUGCUUCAAGCACCCUUCUUCCUUUGGGAAGUAUAGGAAUUCCAAUGGAGCUGUAUGUCACUCCAUCCUCCCGUUGGAACUGGCCACUGAAAAACCAUUUCCGAUCGGUUAAUACUGGUUGGUGAAACCUUAUGACAAUUGGUUGUUGGGCAACUAUGUACAGCUAUGUUUUUUUCAUGUUGAUAAUGCUUAUUUUAACAAGUUUGAAUUUUGUAUAGAUGUCUAUUCUCAUAUUCCACUCAACUCAAUAUGACAUUUUGUAUAUAUGUGUUGUCAAUUAUUGUGCCGUUUUUUCCACAAAAUAUAGAUAUUACUGACAUGGAAUACUGUAACUAUGUAAAAUGUUCUAAUGGGAAAGAACUGCGAUUAUGGAUAGUAACAAAGCACAUUAUAUAGUACAUAAUGACGCUUUGAUUAACCCAGUAUUUUUACAUUUACAAUGUUUACUUACAAUUGAUCGAUUAUUUUCUAGGUCUGUUGAAGCCAUAACGUAACCACUGGUUGAACUAUUUCAACCGUAUAAUGCUUACAGAUAAUUGCUUUCUAUAAGAGGAAGUAUUUUUAUGUGAAUAAAAAGGCAACUAUGAACAAUUCUAAA
Molecule: messenger RNA, 4840 nt
Organism: Esox lucius (northern pike)
Lineage: Eukaryota; Metazoa; Chordata; Actinopteri; Esociformes; Esocidae
Gene: dennd6a
Product: DENN/MADD domain containing 6Aa
Exons: 18
Coding region: 147-1958 (603 amino acids)
Cellular component (GO): recycling endosome
Molecular function (GO): guanyl-nucleotide exchange factor activity
Source: RefSeq, a predicted model, not a curated record